Cryptotermes secundus is the source of this 1173-nucleotide messenger RNA. RefSeq lists its product as uncharacterized. The coding region runs from base 1 to 1152 and encodes 383 amino acids. NCBI's taxonomy places the organism in Eukaryota, Metazoa, Arthropoda, Insecta, Blattodea, Kalotermitidae. The transcript has 7 exons. The record is from RefSeq and is a predicted model, not a curated record.
AUGCAUUUAUUACCAUUGUUGGUCAGUGUGACAGUUGUCAUUGUGAAUACGCUAAUUCAACCGUUGACUGCAGAGAUGUCUACAGAAGCACCCCCGGCGGUGACAUCUCUCUGUGGCCUGAAGAUCGGUGACACAUGUUGCAGGACGUGGGAGGAAUUCUCGAAAGUUCUGAGACACUUGCUGGCGGAGUGCACAUCCGUGUCCAGCACACGGCAGUGUCUGAAGAAGAAGACCAUUUCUGCUCUGGACCGGAUGCUCCGUACCGACGUCAUUCCUCUGAUGGGCGGAGUGGAGCUUGUCCGAUACGCCACCCUCCUACCUCCUGGAAAUGUCUCCGCCUCAUACAACAGGUCGGCGCUUUCUGGCGAGGAAGGCUGGGGGUGGCAGGUGUUGUCCCGGGUUGCAGACCUUUGCAGGACCCACGUCGUCAGGCUGAGACUUGAGCAAGUGGAAGCAUACUCGUACGUUACAAGUAGAGCGGGAAACUGCACUCUACUUGGGAGCACGAAUGUUCCUAUCCGUGAUCCCAAAUGUGGCAUAGGGAGGGCCCGUCACCACUACAAGCACCUGUUCCCUCUGAUGAUGUUUGCCUUCAUGAAGAUGUUGGUGAUCCUGGUUCCCCUUGGAUUCCAGUUCAUGGCAGUUAUCUCAGGAAAGGCUCUUCUGCUCAGCAAGAUGGCGCUGGCUCUGGCCUCAGCUCAGGCCAUGAAGAAAGUGACAAGUGCUUGGUUUGACGUGUACCAUCCACCACACCCCCCCUACUACCACCAUGUCCACCGCAGCUACCACUCGGAGCCAGACCUCCUGCACGCAGCCACACUACAGGGUUUGCAGCCCUCCUUAAUGGAGGCCUCCCACCCACCAACUUUCACACAGACUUCUCCUGACAUAGGACCGGUGCCUUAUCAUCCUGCCCCACAUUUUGUGUUCACUGAUGCUGAUCGUAAACCUAUACAGUACCCACCAGUGCCCUCUGUGUAUGACCCACCUAAUGAGGCUGCGGAGGACCUUGCAGACAGGCGGUAUGGCAACGGUAUCGGAGGGUUUGAAGAUUGGAAAAGUGAAACCGACGCCGUGCGCGGGCGCACCUCGUUUGGCGGCGAGCACACGCCCACCUGCCCGUCGCUUUAUAAGACGCGAGCGGCAGUGUAGAGGGUUAGACCAACAACGGCU